Molecule: messenger RNA, 531 nt
Organism: Brenthis ino (lesser marbled fritillary)
Lineage: Eukaryota; Metazoa; Arthropoda; Insecta; Lepidoptera; Nymphalidae
Source: the annotation of a GenBank genome assembly
AUGCAGACGAAUCAGGAUUAUUUUGGAAGGUUCUGCCAGAUAAGACUAGCUUCUUCUGCUGAAACUAGUGCUCCUGGAUCCAAGGUAUCUAAAGAAAGAAUCACUUUUAUGCCUUGUGCAAACUCGACAGGGAAUCAUAAAUUACAGUUACUAGUCGUGGGUAAGGCCAAAAAGCCAAGAUCUUUUGGAUCCGUAAAAUUACCGGUGCAUUAUCAAGGACUAAGGCGUGCUUGGGUAACUAGAGAUAUUUUCCUGGAGUGGUUCAGAGGACAUUUCGUUCCAGAAGUUAAACGUCAUUUGAAGAAAUUAGGUCUACCACAAAGAGCAUUGUUACUCCUAGAUAAUGCGCCCGGACAUCCAAAUGCUGAAGAUUUGACUACAGAAGAUGGCAAUUUUUCCGUACUGUACAUGCCACCAAACUGCACAUCCUUGAUUCAGCCGAUGGAUCAAAACGUAAUUCAAAAUGUCAAGAUAAAUUACAAGAAGAAACUGCUGAUUCAAGUUUUUGCGCAGCAAGAAGAUGAUGAAAGU